AUGAACAGACGCUCGGCAUACUCAUGCUCAUGCUCUCCACCUUUUUCACACAAGCACCAUGCCUCGACGCAUCCCACCAGCAGUGCAUUCAGUGCCAGCGCGAACCCAGAUGAGGAUUGGACCAAGAUCACCGAUCUUGCUGAGCGAAGAAGAAUUCAGAACCGCAUCGCCCAAAGAAACUACAGUAUGCGUGAAUUAGACUGCUUGCUAUCACACAUGUCGCUAACAAACAUUCAAGGGAAGAAGCUGAAGAAGCGUCUCGAAGACCUGGAACGCCGUGCGGCCUCUAGCUCGUCUUCUCCAUCACCCGAAGUCAAAUACGUCGAUCUAGAUCUCACCAACCUAUCUGGCUUCAAGGCUUCUUCGCACAUGCCGCACGCCCAAGAGAACAACAAUGUCGACGGUCGUGGCCACACAUCCAACGAUUUCUACCCUUACUCACAGCCGCUCGACGACAAGAGAAUGUUCUCGUACCAACAUACUCGUCAGCUCUCCACAUCUCCACCACCAUUGUUCAGCUACCAGGCCUACCCGUCCAUCGAGCAUGGCCAAUUCGCUCCUUCAAUCUCGAGUUACAUGACGUAUCCUCUUCCCGUCUCUUCUUCAUGUAUGGUACCUCCCUCGACAAUGACCUACCAAACGAGCAUGUCGGCCAUCAUCAAGCCAGAGGUGUACGAAGAGGACGACAUGAACCCCUUCAGCCUGAGUUACGCUUCUAUGGCUGGCGUGGAUGUGACCAGCCAAUUCAGCUAUCAGGCACCUGCUGUUCACGUAAGUUUCCCUCCUACUAUCUCUCGGACACUCCGACUGACGACUCCAGCCAGNACUCCAGCCUUGUCAGAUAGCUUCGAACCUUCGACAACCAGCUCCCCUUCUUACGAUUACAUGACUUUUCCCCGCACACCCCUCUCACUACCUUUGACGCCACCCGUCAGGGUCCGAGAAGGCCCCAGGUGA
Aureobasidium vineae is the source of this 957-nucleotide messenger RNA. The record is from the annotation of a GenBank genome assembly. Lineage: Eukaryota; Fungi; Ascomycota; Dothideomycetes; Dothideales; Saccotheciaceae.